CUCGAAAAGCAGCGCCGGCACGCACCUCCCUAUAACGGCGCGUCGUUUCCAAUCGCGAGCUCCCCCUAAAAACGCCGACCCCACAUCGUCGUUCUAGUUUCCACAACGAACUCCCUCCCUCUCUCUCCCUUCCUGUUUUCUCUCUCUAAAACGGUCGGAGCUGCUUCGAGGAUCGAUCGGAGGCUCGUGCUGGAGCGCCGGCGAUGGGGUGCACGCAAUCGAAGAUCGAGAACGAGGAGGCCGUCAACCGGUGCAAGGAGCGGAGGCAGCACAUGAAGGAGGCCGUCGCCACCCGCAACGCCUUCGCCGCCGCCCACGCCGCCUACGCCGUCGCCCUCAAGAACACCGGCGCCGCCCUCAGCGACUACGCCGCCGGCGAGUCCCACCACCCCAGUACCACCCCGGUAGCGGGGGCGGCGGCGGCGGCGGCGGCAGCGGCGGUGCAGGACCCGAUCGAGAACCUCGCCCCGCCGCCCCCGCCGGACUUUUCCUCCGGGGGCCCGCCCCAGGCGCCGCUCCAGCGCGCCACGAGCAUGCCGGAGAUGAUCAAGGUCUCCAAGGCGGAGGUGGGGAGGUCGGUGGGGCCGACGAUCGAGGAGGGGGAGGAAGAGGAUGAGUUGGAGAACGACGAGAGCAGUAACUUGAGGCAGAGGAGCAGCAGGGGAGGUAGAGAUAGGAGAAGUGGCGGCGGUGGCGGCGGUAGUAGUAGAAGUGGAAGUCGCAAGGAGGUGGCGGCGGCGGAGAGCGAGGCUCCGCCGCAGAGAACCGCGUUGCCUCAGCCGGAGUUUUACGACUACAUAUUCUCUCCGAUGGAGAACGUUCCGGGGACGACGUUGGGCGAGGAGGCCACAGAGGAGGUGAGAAUUGACAAAAGGCAGGUUGAGAGUAAGGCGUUUAGCGAAAGGCCUAAGAGAGUGGAAGAUGAUGGUGAAGUUGCUGCUCCGGUGGUAUCGGAGAAGGCGCUGGAACCGCCAGUCCCGGCUGCGGUGGAGGUGGCACUGGCAGCGAAGAGUGUGAAGAAAGGGAAGGCGGGGAUGACGUCGGAUGGGAAGCGGGCGGGGAAGGGGAAUAUGACCUUGGCACAGAUAUUUAUGGAACUGGAUGAUCAUUUUCUGAAGGCUUGCGAGAGUGCCCAUGAGGUUUCGAAGAUGUUGGAGGCGACUAGGUUGCAUUAUCACUCGAACUUUGCAGAUAAUCGCGGUCAAAUUAAUCAUUCCGAAAGGGUAAUGCGUGUUAUCACGUGGAAUCGCUCUUUCCGAGGAUUACCAAAUGCUGAUGAUGUGAAGGAUGAAUUUGACUCGGUGGAAAAUGAAACUCAUGCCACGGUGUUGGACAAAUUGCUAGCAUGGGAGAAGAAGCUAUAUGAUGAAGUGAAGGCGGGUGAGCUUUUGAAGUAUGAGUAUCAAAAGAAGGUUGCUGCGCUCAACAAGCAAAAGAAUCGAGGGAACCAUUCUGAGUCUCUAGAAAAAUCAAAAGCAGCCGUGAGUCAUCUUCACACAAGAUAUAUUGUUGAUAUGCAAUCCAUGGAUUCAACUGUUUUGGAGAUAAAGCGUCUACGAGACGAACAGUUGUACCCAAAACUAGUCGAACUUGUUGAUGGGAUGGCAAAAAUGUGGGAUGCCAUGAAAGUCUGCCACGAGAAUCAGUACAAGACUGUGAGGAAUUUGGCAUAUCUUGAAAUUGACCGAGCCGCCAAAGAGACGAGUGAACAUCAUCAUGAUCGUACCCUCCAGCUGUUGAAAGUUGUGGGUGACUGGAAUGAGCAGUUCAGGAAUGUUAUGGACAAUCAGAAAAAGUACAUAAAGGCUCUCAAGAACUGGUUAAAGGUGAAUGUAAUUCCGAUAGAAAGCAGCUUAAGGGAGAAAGUUUCUUCCCCUCCUCGGGAUGAGAAUCCUCUCAUCCAGAAACUUGUUCAUGCUUGGGAUGAAACUCUGCAGAAACUUCCUGAUGAGCUUGCAAGAACAGAGAUGCAUAGUUUCCAUGAGGUCUUAGCAACUAUCUUGGGUAUUCAAGGAGAAGAGAUGGGAGUUAAACAGAGAUGUGAAGAAACCAGGGGGGAACUUAAUCGCAAAGAGCGCUCACUGAAAGAAUAUGUUGCGCGCAGGACCCCACCAGAUGGGAUGGAUCCAGCACAUGAUGAUCGGUACAUUAAUGUCAUUACCGAGAAAGAAGUGGCAGUGGAGAUGCUAAAAAAGAUGUUGGCAGAGGAAGAGGAUGCUCAUCAGAGGAUGUGCCUUCAGGUGAGGGAAAAGACGUUGGUAAGUUUCAAGAAUCGUCUCCCGGAGGUCUUUAAAGCCUUGUCAACUUUUGCCUGGGCUUCCUCACAGAUGUAUGGCAACUUGAGGUCAUCAUCGCAGCCACAAAAGCGAAAUCUCAGUGAAUAGCCAGAGUUUUCCACAUGAGUCUGGCAGUAAGUUAUGUAUAGUUCAACAUACAAAUACGAUAGCUUUGUUCAUAAUAUUUCUGUCCUUUUACCACUGGACAAAUACAAUAACAUGCGUGUCAUAAUUUGUGAGCAUCAAUGUUACAAAUUUGGUUUGAACCUGGCCCAUUAUUGCCAUGCA
Messenger RNA from Eucalyptus grandis, 2564 nucleotides. RefSeq names its product protein ROLLING AND ERECT LEAF 2. Lineage: Eukaryota; Viridiplantae; Streptophyta; Magnoliopsida; Myrtales; Myrtaceae. The record is from RefSeq and is a predicted model, not a curated record.